Messenger RNA from Anolis sagrei ordinatus, 4628 nucleotides. It is a transcript of the gene RASGRF1, whose product is annotated as Ras protein specific guanine nucleotide releasing factor 1. The record is from RefSeq and is a predicted model, not a curated record. Gene Ontology annotation, biological process: Ras protein signal transduction; positive regulation of GTPase activity. Gene Ontology annotation, cellular component: plasma membrane. Gene Ontology annotation, molecular function: protein binding; guanyl-nucleotide exchange factor activity. Lineage: Eukaryota; Metazoa; Chordata; Lepidosauria; Squamata; Anolidae.
UCAUGACGCCGGUGGAACUGGCGGCGACGGAGAGGAGAGGAGAGGAGGGGGGUCUGCUUGUGCCUCUGCUGCUUCUUCCUCUUCCUCUCCUUCUUCCUCGUUGAGGAGGUCCACCGGCGUCCGCUUCGGGAGGGAACUGCGGAGAAGGGAGGGAGUGAGGAAGGAGGGGAGGAGGGAGCCUUGAGACCCGACGGAGCAUCCCGUCCGCCAGUCCCCGAGGGAGCCCCGUCCGGCGCGGCUGGUGCUGAAGGCGUCCGGCCUCGCUCCCCCCUGGGGCCGGCUCUCCCCCCUCGGGGGCCCCAUGGCCGAGGCGCCGGGCCUGUGAGGAGGAGGAGGAGGAGGAGGGGACCAUGCAGAAGGCGCUGCGCCUGAACGAGGGCCACGCGGGGCAGCUGGGCCUGGUGGCCAAGAAGGAGGGCUCCCGCCGGGGCUUCCUGGCCAAGCGCAGCUCCGACAACACCAAAUGGCAGCCCCGCUGGUUCGCCCUCCUCCACAACAUGCUCUUCUACUUCGAGAGCGACGCCAGCGCCAGGCCCGCCGGACUCUACCUCCUGGAGGGCUGCCUCUGCGACCGCGCCCCGGGACCCAAGCCCAAGGACCCCCAGGACAAGCAGCACUACUUCACUGUCAACUUUAACCACGAGAACCAAAAGACGCUGGAGCUGCGGACCGAGGAUUCAAAGGACUGUGAUGAAUGGGUGGCAGCCAUCAGCCACGCAAGCUAUAGGACUCUUGCGACGGAGCACGAAGCCUUAAUGCAGAAGUAUCUCCAUUUACUCCAGAUUGUGGAGACGGAGAAGACGGUUGCCAAGCAACUCAGGCAACAACUUGAAGAUGGAGAAAUAGAGACGGAGCGCCUGAAAUCAGAGAUCGCGGCCUUACUGAAGGACAACGAGCGCAUCCAGUCCAGCCAGACCAGCCCUCCAAAUGAUGACGACGAUGAUAAUGACAUCAAGAAGAUCAAAAAGGUCCAGAGCUUUCUGCGGGGCUGGCUCUGCCGUCGGAAGUGGAAGACCAUCAUCCAGGACUACAUCCGCUCCCCGCAUGCUGACAGCAUGCGCAAGAGAAACCAGGUGGUCUUCAGCAUGCUGGAGGCCGAGGCCGAGUACGUCCAGCAGCUCCACAUCCUGGUCAACAACUUCCUGCGGCCCCUGAGGAUGGCGGCCAGCUCCAAGAAGCCCCCCAUCACCCACGAUGACGUCAGCAGCAUCUUCCUCAACAGCGAAACAAUCAUGUUUUUGCACCAGAUCUUCUACCAGGGCCUGAAAGCACGCAUCUCCAGCUGGCCCACCUUGGUGCUGGCCGACCUCUUUGACAUCCUGCUGCCAAUGCUGAACAUCUAUCAGGAGUUUGUCCGGAACCAUCAGUACAGCCUCCAGAUCCUGGCCCACUGCAAGCAGAACCGGGACUUUGACAAGCUCUUGAAGCACUAUGAGGCGAAGCCUGACUGCGAGGAGCGGACGCUGGAGACCUUCCUGACAUAUCCCAUGUUCCAGAUUCCCAGGUACAUCUUGACGCUGCACGAGCUCUUGGCCCACACGCCCCAUGAACACGUCGAGAGGAACAGUCUGGAUUAUGCCAAGUCCAAGCUGGAAGAGCUUUCCAGGAUCAUGCACGACGAAGUGAGUGAGACUGAAAACAUCCGGAAGAACCUGGCAAUCGAGCGGAUGAUUAUCGAAGGCUGUGAAAUCCUUCUGGACACCAGCCAGACAUUUGUGAGACAAGGUUCCCUGAUCCAAGUGCCAAUGUCCGAGAAGGGGAAGAUCACCCGCGGGCGCCUGGGCUCCCUCUCUCUGCGCAAGGAGGGUGAGCGGCAGUGUUUCCUCUUCUCCAAGCACCUGAUCAUCUGCACCCGAGGCUCUGGGGGGAAGCUGCACCUGACCAAGAAUGGCGUGACCUCCCUCAUCGACUGCACGCUGGUUGAAGACACAGAGAGCACGGACGAGGAUGCAAAAGGAUCUGGUCAAGAUAUUGACCAUCUCGACUUCAAGAUUGUAGUGGAACCAAAAGACAGUCCUUCCUACACCUUGAUCCUGGUGGCCUCCUCCAGGCAAGAAAAGGCUGCUUGGACCAGUGACAUCAGCCAGUGCAUAGACAAUAUCCGAUGCAACGGCCUGAUGAUGAAUGCCUUUGAGGAGAACUCCAAAGUCACUGUUCCCCAAAUGAUCAAGUCCGACACCAGCCUGUACUGCGAUGAUGUGGACAUCCGCUUCAGCAAAACCAUGAACUCCUGCAAAGUGCUGCAGAUCCGCUAUGCGAGCGUGGACCGGCUGCUGGAGAGGCUGACUGACUUGCGCUUCCUCAGCAUUGAUUUCCUCAACACUUUCCUCCAUUCCUACCGGGUCUUCACCACGGCUGUGAUCGUCUUGGACAAGCUUAUCACCAUCUACAAGAAGCCCAUCAGUGCCAUCCCGGCCAGGUCCUUGGAGCUUCUGUUUGCUAACAGCCAGAACACUAAGCUCCUCUACGGUGAGCCCCCCAAGUCUCCACGGGCCAACCGGAAGUUCUCUUCCCCACCGCCGCUGUCCCUGACCAAGUCCUCUUCCCCAAGCCGCCGGAGGAAGCUCUCUCUGAACAUUCCCAUCAUCACGGGGGGCAAGGCCCUGGACUUGGCUGCUCUUAGUUGCUCCUCCAACGGCUACGCCAGCAUGUACUCCUCCUCCAUGUCACCCUUCAGCAAAACCAGCCUUGACAUCAACAAGCUCUACGUCUCUGGCAGUGGCAGUGGAAGCCCUGUCACCACCACCAGCAGCAGCAACUACUCCAGCAAGGCCCCACUGGACGAAGGGGAAGGCACGGCUGAGAGGCCUGAGGACCUUCUCCCCAGCAGCAGGCCAGGUGCAGAUAUGUCCGUCCGGGAAGAAUCUGACGGGGAUCCCAACCAGAGUGACGACGGAGACACAGAGACAUCUCCCAUCAAGUCGCCCACAACUCCCAAACCAGUCAAGAGCAAGAGUUCCUCAGAGUUCCCCUUGUUUGCCUACAAUAACGGGGUGGUCAUGACCUCUUGCCGAGAGCUGGACAGCAGCCGCAGCGCCCUUUCCGCAGCUUCCGCCUUCGCCAUCGCUACCGCAGGAGCCAACGAAGGCACCCCAACCAAAGAGAAGUAUCGCAGGAUGUCCUUGGCCAGUGCAGGUUUCCCUCCUGACCAAAGGAACGGCGACAAAGAGUUUGUGAUCCGAAGGGCGGCCACCAACAGAGUGUUGAACGUCCUCCGGCACUGGGUCUCCAAGCACUCCCAGGAUUUUGAAACAAACGAAGAGCUGAAAAGCAAAGUGAUCAGCUUUCUGGAGGAAGUGAUCCAUGACCCGGAGCUCCUGACGCAAGAGCGAAAAGCCGCCGCCAACAUCAUAAGGACUUUGACUCAGGAUGACCCUGGGGACAACCAGAUCACCUUAGAAGAGAUUUGGCAGAUGGCUACAGGAGUCAAAGCAGAGCCCUUCGAAAGCCACUCGGCCUUAGAGAUCGCGGAGCAGCUCACCUUGCUGGACCACUUGGUCUUCAAGAGCAUCCCCUACGAGGAGUUUUUCGGCCAAGGAUGGAUGAAGACGGAGAAGAACGAGCGGACCCCGUACAUCAUGAGGAACACCAAGCACUUCAACGACGUCAGCAACCUGAUUGCCUCCGAGAUCCUCCGCAACGAGGAGGUCACAGUCCGGGUCAGCACCAUAGAGAAGUGGGUGGCCGUGGCCGACAUCUGCCGCUGCCUCCACAACUACAACGCAGUGCUGGAGAUCACGUCCGCCUUCAACCGCAGCGCCCUUUUCCGCCUCAAGAAGACCUGGCUCAAGGUCUCCAAGCAGACAAAGGCACUCAUUGACAAGCUGCAGCGGCUGGUGUCUUCGGAAGGACGCUUCAAGAACCUACGGGAAGCCCUAAAAAACUGCGACCCACCCUGUGUCCCUUACCUGGGCAUGUACCUGACGGACCUGGCCUUCAUUGAAGAGGGCACCCCAAAUUACACAGAGGAUGGUCUGGUCAACUUCUCCAAGAUGAGGAUGAUUUCCCACAUCAUCCGAGAGAUCAGGCAGUUUCAGCAGACAGCCUACAAAAUCGAGCACCAAGCAAAGGUGACCCAGUACCUCCUGGACCAGUCUUUUGUGAUGGACGAGGAAAGCCUCUACGAAGCAUCCCUGCAGGUUGAGCCCAAGCUGCCCACCUGAGUCCUCGACGCAGCAGCGCAUCUGCGGCCAGACAGCCCUGUGGUGUACACACCUUGUAGCAUAUUGUACAUAAUAGCGGCUCUGUUCUGUUUCUUUCGGGGGUGGGAGGGAGUCCUUGGCUGAGUCUCUACUUCAUCUGUGCUUCUGUAAGAUCUGCCGCCCCAUCGGCCCCCCAUUUGCGACAUCCGCUCCCCAGCCGUUUGUCCUUGGAGACACGUAACACUAUGUAACACUAUGAUUUCCGUUCCUGGGUAAUCAAAUGUCAUUUCCUAAUUGGUUCUAUCAUAAAAACAUGGGGAAAGUUUAUUCAACUGCACAAACUUUGUUUUUGUGGGUGAUACAUUCUGCGACCCAUCUGGCUAUAGUUUCCCAAUCAACAUCUCCUAGUCCAGGCCUGGGCAAACUUUGGCUUUCCCUCCAGGCCAGUUUGGGCCCUCUGGGUGUUUUGGACUCCAACUCCCAUCA